Messenger RNA from Exaiptasia diaphana, 917 nucleotides. Its product is annotated as thiamine-triphosphatase-like. The record is from RefSeq and is a predicted model, not a curated record. Gene Ontology annotation, molecular function: magnesium ion binding; thiamine triphosphate phosphatase activity. Lineage: Eukaryota; Metazoa; Cnidaria; Anthozoa; Actiniaria; Aiptasiidae. The coding region runs from base 1 to 729 and encodes 242 amino acids. The transcript has 2 exons. Gene Ontology annotation, biological process: thiamine diphosphate metabolic process; dephosphorylation; thiamine metabolic process.
AUGCAGUUCGCGAAUCAACAUGGCGGAAAUAGGUGCAGAAAAAAUAGCGCCACUUUUGAAAUAAUUUUUUCCAAUAAUAUGGCACAAAAAAGAAUUGAAAUCGAGAAAAAAUUCCUGUUGACACCGAAUUUUAAAGAUACAUUAAUACAAGAGGGUGCGAUUCUAGUCUCUGAAAAGGAAUUUUGCGAUUUUUAUUACGAUUUUCCCAACCACAAUCUCAGCAUUCAAAACUGCUGGCUACGAUGUCGAAACAGUUCUUGGGAGUUGAAAUAUCUUAAAAAAGGAAUAACAAAACCUGGCUUAGUUGAUUCAUACUGCGAAGUUGAUGAUGAAAAGGACAUUUUAAACGUCUUAGAAGAUUUUGUUGCACCGACAGUACCCUCUCAAGAUCUCAAAGGUUGUGAAUCGUUGAGCGAAUUUGUUGAGAAAUUCGAUUUACAAGUUUUUGCAUCUUUCAAGACAAAACGUACAAAGUAUCAACUUGAUGAUGUGACUAUUGAUCUAGAUAUAGCAAGUUUUGGCUACAGUGUGGGAGAAAUUGAAAUUGUUGUUGGUGACGAAGAAGAAGUUCCCCAGGCAAAAGCAAAACUGGAGACAGUGGCCAAAAAAUUAGGAAUAAACUGGGAUGAAAGCUAUCGUGGAAAAGUCGAGGAAUAUUUGCGACUGAAUGAUCCAAGUUUKUACAGGGAUUUGGUUAGUAAAGGAUCCUUGAGAAGUCACAAUUACUAAAAGGACGUUCCAAAGAUUUGACAAACUACGCGUCUUUGGAGAACGAAACCUCAUAUAAUUUGUCCUGAAACCUGAAAUUAUCAUAAUGCAGUGGGUUCCGAUUAUUGCUUGUUUUUUCUUCAAUUGUCAUAUAUUCCCUUAUUUGUUUGCUUCAAUUUUUUCCCGUCAUUUGUCAUUAACUCGUGGAU